Messenger RNA from Nematostella vectensis (starlet sea anemone), 4991 nucleotides. RefSeq names its product trifunctional purine biosynthetic protein adenosine-3. The coding region runs from base 222 to 3320 and encodes 1032 amino acids. NCBI's taxonomy places the organism in Eukaryota, Metazoa, Cnidaria, Anthozoa, Actiniaria, Edwardsiidae. Gene Ontology annotation, biological process: adenine biosynthetic process; 'de novo' IMP biosynthetic process. Gene Ontology annotation, molecular function: metal ion binding; phosphoribosylglycinamide formyltransferase activity; ATP binding. Gene Ontology annotation, cellular component: cytosol. The record is from RefSeq and is a predicted model, not a curated record. The transcript has 14 exons.
AUUAAUGAAUUACGUCUUGAUAAGACUACUCACUCUAUCUAAAAAUAAGAACAACAACAUGAAUAUGUUUUAGUUCUCGCAAACUCUACUAGUAUUUUUCCUUCCACUACCCUCCCACCUAGGGUAAGACUACGGCUAGCACGUGUAUGUACCUUCACGAAGUGUGACUUUCAAACCGACUGCUUUCCCGCACGGAGGACUUUGUGAUACUUUCCUCAUAAAUGGGCGAUAAAGUACUGCUGAUUGGUAGUGGAGGACGGGAACACGCUAUAGCUUGGAAACUAUCCCAAUCCGACCAUGUUUCCACGAUUUAUAUCGCGCCGGGGAACGCUGGAACCAAAGGACACAAGAUGCAAAAUGUUUCAUCUUCGGUACUAGACGUCAACGUUAACGAAAAUGUCGUCUCCUAUUGCCGUGAUAACAAGGUUGAUUUCGUCGUUGUUGGACCCGAAGCACCUCUGGCUAAUGGCAUAGCGGACUCUCUUCAAGAUGCCGGAAUUCCCUGUUUUGGUCCUAGCCAAAAGGCUGCUCAAAUUGAAGCAAGCAAGGACUUCGCCAAACAUUUCAUGUCUCGACAUGACAUCCCCACGGCAAAAUUUGCUUCUUUCACUGAUGCCGACAAGGCAUGUGAGCAUAUCAGGAAAGCAGACUACGCUGCUUUGGUUGUGAAGGCUAGCGGGUUGGCCGCGGGAAAGGGGGUUGUUGUGGCCAGUGACAAGGACGAGGCGAUAAAAGCUGUCCAUGACAUGUUGAAGGACAAUAUCUUUGGUGAUGCUGGCAGCACUAUUGUUAUUGAAGAAAAGUUAGAAGGAGAAGAGUUCUCAGUGUUGGCUUUCACAGAUGGCAAAACCAUUGCAGCGAUGCCUCCAGCCCAAGACCAUAAGACCCUGUUGGACGGUGACAAGGGACCAAACACAGGCGGCAUGGGUGCCUAUGCCCCUUGUCCUCAGAUAUCUGAUGAUGUGCUAGAGACCAUUAAAAGGGAUGUGCUGCAAAGAGCUGUUGACGGCAUGAGGGAAGAGGGAUGCCCCUACAUCGGCGUCCUAUAUGCCGGUAUCAUGCUCACCAAUGAUGGCCCUAAAGUGCUGGAGUUUAACUGUAGGUUUGGAGACCCAGAGACUCAAGUCCUGUUGCCUCUACUGAAGAGUGACCUUUAUGCCACCAUGAUGGAGUGUGUAACUGGUGAGCUAGAGAUGUCGAUGCCAGUGUUCGCUGCUGGCAAGGUUGCUGUGGGUGUGGUUAUGGCUAGCGGCGGUUACCCCGGCUCAUACAAGAAGGGUCUUACCAUCCAUGGCUUAGAGGGUGUUAUGAGCCUAGAAGACACCUUGGUGUUCCAUGCUGGUACCAAACCAAACGAGUCAAGGGACCAGGUGGUCACGUCUGGAGGGCGAGUCCUUGCUGUUGUUGGCCUGUCCGAGACUGUGGUGUUAGCACAGGAGAAGGCGUAUGAGGGAGUCAAGGGAAUCUGCUUUGAUGAUUGUUAUUACAGGAAGGACAUAGCUACUAAGGCAUGCAGAUCAGCACCCCUGAGCUACUUUGCAUCUGGAGUAAAUAUAGAUGCAGGUAACAGCCUAGUGAAGGCCAUCAAACCGUUGGCAGCAGCGACGGCAAGAAGUGGCUGUUCAGCAGACCUGGGUGGGUUUGGGGGGUUCUUUGAUUUGGCGGCAGCUGGGUAUAAAGAUCCCUUGCUAGUCAGUGGAACCGAUGGAGUUGGCACUAAACUCAAGGUGGCUCAGUCAGUUUGUUGCCAUGGUUCCGUCGGUAUAGACCUGGUAGCUAUGUGCGUUAAUGACAUCCUCGCACAUGGAGCAGAGCCACUUUACUUCCUGGACUACUUCGCUUGCGGCAAGCUGGAUGUGGGUGUGGCUAAGGAGGUGGUAAGGGGUGUGGCAGAAGGGUGUUCUCAGGCUGGAUGUGCACUUAUUGGAGGGGAGACAGCAGAGAUGCCAGGGAUGUAUCAGAAUGGAGAAUAUGACAUCGCUGGCUUUGCCGUCGGGGCUGUGGAGAGAGAGCAAGUCCUCCCCCGCAUUCAGGCAAUUAAAACAGGCGAUGUCCUAAUUGGUCUGGCGUCCAGUGGGAUUCACAGCAAUGGUUUUAGUCUUGUGCGACGUGUGAUUGAAGCUGCUGGUCUAGAAUUCAGCUGCCCUGCACCCUUUCCCACCACCCAAGGGGUGCAGUCUAUGACAUCCUUAGGCAUGGCUCUGUUGGCGCCGACACGCAUCUACUGUAAAGCAGUGUUGCCACUGAUGAAAGGGGAAGGUUGCAAGAUCAAGGCCUUUGCUCACAUAACAGGAGGAGGAUUGGUGGAGAACAUCCCCCGAAUUCUUCCCGAUGGGAAAGGUGUUGAACUGGAUGCUAAUACCUGGAAAAUACAACCUGUGUUUGGCUGGAUCUGGUCUCAAGGUCAAGUGGCGACGACUGAGAUGGUGCGGACAUUCAACUGUGGCAUUGGUGGUGUUCUGAUUGUUGAAGGUAGUGAUGCAGCAUUUGUUCUGGACAGUUUGCGGGAUGCUGGAGAGACUGUCUGGAGUAUUGGCCAGGUGAUUGAUUUUCAGGAUGGAAUUGAGCGGGUCAAAAUCAACAAUAUACAUCAUGCUUUAGAAAAUGCUUCUGCAGAUGUCACCUUGUUCAACACUACGCCAUCGUCACUUGCUGAUGGUGUGGCAAAGAGAAUUAAGCUUAGUAAUGGAGAUGCUGCUGUAAACAUGCCAAGAAUGCGUGUUGGCGUGUUGAUCUCAGGAUCGGGAACAAACCUUCAAGCGUUGAUUGACAGAAGUUUACGUUACGACAGCCAUGCAGACAUUGUUCUUGUCAUCAGUAACAAGCCUGGGGUCCAAGGUCUCAAGCGGGCACAGGAUGCUGGGAUACCAACAAUGGUCAUCAAGCACAAGGAUUUCAAGAACCGUGUUGACUUUGACAUGGCUGUACACGCGGCACUGGAGGACGCCCAAGUGGAACUCGUGUGUCUAGCUGGCUUCAUGCGGAUACUUUCUGGCGACUUUGUGCGCAAGUGGCGAGGCCGACUGCUUAAUAUUCAUCCGUCCCUCUUACCUUCCUUUAAGGGUAUAGAUGCCCACCAGCAAGUGCUCGCGGCAGGAGUCUGUAUUUCAGGAUGCACUGUCCAUUUUGUUGUGGAGGAAGUGGAUGCGGGUGCAAUAAUCACGCAGGAAGCAGUGCCUGUGUUGCCAGGGGAUACGGUCCAGAGCUUACAAGAACGGGUAAAGACCGCUGAGCAUCGUGCCUACCCGCGGGCUCUUGAACUGUUGGCCAGCGGAAAGGCUCGGCUUGAUGUAAAUGGAAAAGUGGAGUUAACAGCAUAGUAUGGAGACGCAACAGGCAUCCCAUUGACUUGUCAUGGUUGCAUAGCAGAGCCCCCUGUGGCCGACCCUCGCUACACGCCUGUGAUAAAUAGCUGGCGCAAAUGGUAGAUCUCCAUGAAUAGUUACUGUAAGCAUCUGUUUCCAUGAACAAAUCUUUAUAGUGUCUUUGUCAGCCGCUAUUUUGUCGUCAUAGCAAAUUACCAUGUGUGAUAAAUUAUCGAUUUCCAUCGGCUUAGUUUGGAAGGCUGUGUAAUUUAGUGAUAAUAUACUGGGUGUCUAUUCUCAAUGUUGCAUUAGGCUUGGUAAGCGUUUUAUGUCUAUAUAAACUGACAUACUAGUAUGAUUUGUCUAAAACAAGUAUUCUCCUGGGUCCAGUUCCUAGAAAGCGGGUUAGCGCUAACCCAGGGAUAAAUCGGCUAUCUUUGCAAAAAGGGCAUUUAUCCCUGGGUUAGCGUUAAUCUGCUUUCUAGUAACGCGGCCCUGAAGUUAAUGAUCACAAUGGUGCGGUUUACUAGGGCUUACCAAGCGUCAAGACGUCUGACGAAUAGCUUGACAUCAAUAGGGAACUUGCGCUAAAAGAUCAUGUAACUUUUCUGGGUGGCAAAUUCAAAACAAAUUAAUCAAACAAAAAAUCAGAAGUAACUGCGCCUGUCACACUAGAAAGCGACCAAAAAAUAAAAUCUUUAGAUGAAACUAAACUCUAAAAAAAAAAAAAAAAAAAAAUUCUGGCCUUUUUCGUAAGCGCUGAAUAAGUUGCUUUUUGUUUCUGUUAUUAUAAAAGCCUGAGCGCGCUCUAUUUUGCCACCCAAACAGUCACGUGACCCCUUAGCGCAAGUCCCCAAUUGUACAAAGACAAAUGAUUUCUACUGCUGUAGGGGUCUUCUUUGCUUUUGUAAUAAUCCAAUAAAACCCCGAUAACCCCAACUUUAUACAAUACAACCCCGCUAUUGCGAACUUAACUCAGAUCGAGUUAUAGGUUCGAUUGAAAUGCUCAUAGCCUCAUUCAUCAUGAACAAAGUAUCGAUAUCCAUAUAAAUGCGUGGUGGCCCUCCCGUUGAAGUAAUUUACUUAAUGAAAUUCCUAUUACUGUCGAAUCCGUUGUAUCGCGACGCCUCAUUUCAAAACAUCGAUUUGUUUUUGUCUUGUGGGAUUUUAUGUUCCGCCAGUCAAAUUAUUCCAAGCCAAUCAGAUUUAUGCCAUCUCUCGACUAAUGCAGUUGCCUGGCUUUCUGUCGCGACACUGUCUGGUUUUCGUCCAGAGGGAAGCCAGGGAAGUGCACAAAGCGAGAUUCCGAUUGGCUCAGAAUGGUUUUACUGACGGAACAGAAAACCAAAACAAUUCGUGCUUUGAAAACGCGGGUCGCGAUAUAACGGAUUCGACAGCUAUUUUUGACAAAUAAAGAAAAUGAAUUUUAAGCAGAGUGGUUUUCAAAAUCUAAAAAUUUAAUUGUUAAAGUGUAAUAGUCAAGUCAAAACAAAAAGGAACAAAGACAUUACAGUGCAUCAGUAUUAAAUAGUAUUUCGUGGAUUUUUGAAAACCAGUCUAGUCAAAGAAACGAACAAUGUAUUUAGUUUGCGGGGAGAUCCGAAUUGGAGUUAUUAGGGUUCUACUGUAUUUAGCGAGGAGAUCUAGUUAUGAGUUCAUAUUGCAUUAAAAGUUCAUGUUGUAUUA